AGCUAUUUAUUUCCCUUCUCGGACGGAUGCGUUAACGCGCGAUCGUCGAGAACGAAAUGCGCACGAAUGUAUCGGCAAGAGAGUCACGCGCUCGAGCGCGCUCCUCUGCCAUCGAUCCACUUAAUCGAAUAAGCUCGAAACGGCACGGCGAAAAAGAGAAAAAGAGGAGACGCAUCUCGUGCGACUUUAACUUUAUUAGGUGUUUCAAAAAGUAUACAACUCUAAGUAUAAUUAGAAACAAAAUGAUAAUAAAAAUAAUAAUAAUAAUGUCCUAUAAAUCGUGAAAUCGGCUUAUGCCUUUAAAAAUGUAUGUUGGGGAGAAAUGUGUGUGGGGCGGGGGAAGCGAAGAGGCGGUACAAAAGAGGAGAGAAAGGAAAGAGCCGGGGCACCUUGCGUCGUUAAUCGCGUCCCUGAGGUAGCUUCCCCCACUAAGCGUCCAUGUACCCCCACUACGCGUAUCCUCACCCCUCCCUUCCAUAUAGUCUACUGAGUCGCGCUCGGCUCAGUCAGUCGCGCGACGCCGUCGGUGACGGUUGUGUUUUCUUGGUAGUUAGCGUGCUCCGCUGACUAAUCUGCACGCGCGCGCGUGUGUGUGAGUGUCACCGAGGCACGCCUGUAGCAGCUGCGUGCGUGCGUGUGUUCUUCUCUGCCUGCCUAUAUAGAACGUAUAUAUAUAUAUCUACACAUCAUAUACAUACGUACGUGAGUCGUCUACCAACAGCGACAAAAAGCAACGACACAUUUCAACGGAGCAGCCUGCAUAUAUACACACGCGUAUAUCGUUCGCUUCCAUCCAUCCAAGUAUCCAUCCAUCCACCUACACUAUUACUACUACUACUACUACUACUACUACUGCUGCUACACCGCUAUUACUACUACCACCACCAUCACACUACUACUACUACUACUACUACCACUACACUAGGAAACGCGCGCACAUCACAGCGAUCGUGUAUAUAUCAUCGUCGCUUUCGUCGUCACAUCGUGCCUUCCGCUCUUGGCUGUUCGCACAAAAGAACGAACGACGACAUCCAGUCAUGACGGCGACGCGGGAGUGUUACCCCAUACGUCGCUCGAAUAUCCCGCCAGGUUCCUCUUGGAGGAGUCGACCAAUCAACAGCGUACCGGAUACGAACGGUCCUGGAUAGAGAGCGAGAAAAGCAAGCAAGCAAGCAAGCAAGCAAGCAAGCAAGCAAGCGAGCGAGCGAGCGAGCGAGCGAGCGAGCAAGCUAGCAAGCAAGCAAAGCGAAGCGAAGCAAAGCAAGCAAGAACGAAAGAACGAAAGAAAGAAAGAAAGAAAAGAAAAGAAAAGAAAAGAAAGAAAGAAAGAGUGGGUGGGAGUUAGCGAGGUUAUCCUCGUCGAGUUCGAGCUUUGCAAAGGGGCAAGAAGCAAGCAAUAGGAGGAAAAGGAGGCGCGAAGAAGCAGGAAGGUGGUAGAGGUCGUGUUCGAGGCUUUGGAGGUGUCAGAGGAAGAGGAAGAGGAGGAGAAAGAGGAGAAAGAUAAAGAAAAGAGACGGAAUGAACGGCCCUGGGAGCCAUCAGCAUCGUGGCUUGGGUAUCGCGGGACGUUACAGGGCCGUGGUUGGCAGUGGAGCCUCAUCGGGGCCACACACGAGGCCUACGGCACCCCCACACCCUCGUGGGGGGUGGCAUCCCCACAACCAACAUUCUCAGCAUACUCAACUUGGUCAGCAAUAUGCCGGAAACAAGGAAUAUCCGUAUCGACAGUGCCCGUCGCUACCGCGCUAUCAUAAUGGGGAUUGUCCAGGAGUUGGCACAUCGGCGGGUCCGGCCGGUAAGGAAGUUUCCUAUCACGCUGGCGUAGGUGGAAGCAGCGUUGGAUAUAAACCGCCUCCGCAGCACAGUCCACAGUCGAGAGGCCCGCCACCUCAUUUCCCUCAGGAACCCGUCGGGCCAACGACCAAUUCUUCGCCGCUUCACAUCAGUAUUUGCGGACAAGAGAAUAUAAUGCGUGGUCCUCUUCCAAAUAUGAGUCCUGGGCUUGCAGCCAGCGAUGUGGAUAUGGAAUACCGCAGAAACUCACAAGCCACAAACCAGUUACCACUGAGUCCUGUACAGAUCCAAGCCUCGCCUGCUUAUUAUAGGCAACCUAGUCAGGAUGAUGGUAGAAAGAGUGAAUCUCCGUCUAGAAAACGUCGUCGGAUAUCUAGAAAUGGUACGGUUUCCGGUAUCGAAGUAAGAGAAACUACACCACCCGCACCAACGCCACCUCUACACACGACCCCACCAACCUGGGAAUUUUCAUCGGCCUCGCAACGUCGAUCUCCACGUAACCACAUGUCUACUCGUGGUAGUCCUACAAUGAGAAAUCGUUAUCAACGAUACACGGAUUCCUUUGGUCUUUCCUAUCCCUUUAUCCCUGGCCAUAAUCCCCAUCCCACGAUCCAUAACUCUCAUCAUGGAAUUCAUGGUUCCCAUCACAAUAUCCAUAAUUCCCAUCACAAUCUACACAGUUCGCAUCACAAUAUUCACAAUGCGCAUCAAACGCAUCCUCGACAUCCACCUGGCACAGGACAUCAUCCCGCGCAAGGCGCUAACGGACCAGUAGUCGUUGAUGUGGGUCAAGUCGGUGUGUCGGGUCUUGGUGUCGCUGUUAGCGGAGAACCAUUGUGGCAUCCACAAGCGACGAGCUAUAGAAUUCCUUGUCAGCUGCACGGAAUUUAUACGCCAACUGGAGCGCAUCCAUUCGCACAUUCGUGUCAAGUAACGCAUCAUCAUAAUCAUUAUCCUGCGACUCACGCGACUCAUCCUGGUCAUAGUUUGGUAGGAUCCAUAGUUGGUGCAGCCUCUAGAGGGUAUCCAACACCUGCAGGUGGUCCGGUUGCUGCGCUUCAUCAUGCACACGCACCACCUCCACCCGUCCAUACUACUCAUUAUACAGCCCACCACCAACUCUCUCAGCAGAGAGAGGUAGAAUUGGAAUUGAUAGAGUCGCACCAUCAUCACAGAGUUGGAGCUACUGCCGGUGCACCGUUACCAUUGCCACAUUCGUAUUCUCCUCCAGCUCUUACUCAAGUUACAACACCGCCUCCGAUUUUCUUAUCCGAGACGCGAAAUAGCCAGUUAGAAAUGAUUCAGACGAGAACUCGUAGAGCGGCUUCGAACGUUCAUACUCUCAGGCGACCAAGAUCGAGUAGAUGGAGAGGCACGCCUCCGUUACCACCUACGACAUAUCCAGGAUUCUUGCUACAUUUCUUAGCGAUGUUCAGCAAUCCACCUUUAUCUCCAUACAGCCAUGCAGACUUGUCCUCGCCCGAUUCGGCAACAGAGAAUUACGAGGCGCUUCUAUCCUUGGCGGAAAGACUCGGAGAAGCUAAGCCACGUGGUUUAACGCGUGCGGAGGUUGAACAAUUACCCUCCUACAAAUUCAAUGCGGAGACGCAUCAAAGUGAUCAAACGAAUUGCGUUGUCUGCAUGUGCGAUUUCGAAGCUCUACAAUCGCUUCGCGUUUUGCCGUGCUCGCACGAAUUUCAUUCUAAAUGUAUUGACAAGUGGCUUAAAUCAAACAGAACGUGCCCGAUAUGUCGCGGCGACGCUGGAGAAUAUUUUGGUAAUAGUGGCGCAAGUAGCGACUGACGCCGAGCCGCUCAAGUGCACUAGCGCCGAUCUUCGCCAUCGUCGGGGACGCUACUUCGCACAGAGCCUCCGGCCGUCAUGUUGUUGGUUUGUGCAAAUUUAUGUCCAUAAGCAUUUUUGCUUCUUCUCCGACGAAAGUGAAGUAUCAGAUUGUAUUCAAACUCCUGGAAAUCCUUAGUGUCGUUUCGGGAAAGGUAAAACCCCUGUUUCGAAAAAGAGAAAAACAAAACGGAGAAAAGCGAAUGCAACAAAAGAAAUGAAUUCAUUUGAGAAUGUUGGACUCUUGUAAUAGAAGGGUACACAUCAUCAUUUUUGCUUGUUUUCAGGCGUUGUAAGUUAACAAGUUAAAGAGCGUAAUUUGAUACUUGUUGAAACCUUAAGACGAAAAAAAAAAGGUUUUGCGAGAAAGUUAUAAAACUAUGCAGUUUUCAUUGGCAGAUAAAUAAAUCUGUCCUUCGUUUAUUUUAUUCGGAUUCGCUUCGAUUAUGGUUUAACGCUCGUUUGUUAGUUGUGUUGCGCUAUUUUGUAUUAAUAUAUGUUUAUGUACAUAAUAUUUGUAUACAGACAAAUCAGCACUUUCCAUUAACGUUCCAUUUUUGUAAUAGCUUAAAUUCUGAUCCUAUUCUAUAAUUGUAAAUAAUUACAUAAACGUUCGUAUACAUGUGUGCGUGCGUAUAAAAACCAAGUCUAGGUCUUUGUUUGAAAACUUACCAAAUGUAGGAUAAAUUCUUUUGCAAUAAAAGGUAAGAGAGACAUUUUUAUUAGGCAAAGGAGAAACCGUAACUUCCUAUUGUUAAUGCUUUCUUGUCUUUGUGUAGGCCGGGUGAUUAUUUUUAUUAUAUAAGGAAUGUAUGUAUCUCCACCCACAGCGAUUUGAGUGCUAUAGAUUAAAAAGAAAAAAAAAAAGAACUGUUGAAUUGUCGCACCGAUGUCACGUAAACUAAUUUAUAAAAAAAAAAUUUAGUGACCUCGUAUAUCUGAUUAUAAACUCAUUCCUCUCGCGGUGAUUAACAGGCAUCCCGUUGUUUUCUCUGUGUUGGUUCGAUAAAAUUUCUGUUACACGUUUUAUGAAAUAUAUAUAAAUAUAUACAUAUAUAUGUGUAUAUAUAUAUAAAUAUAUAUAGAUAUAUAAAUGUGUGUAUGAUAUAUAUAUAAAUAUAUGUAUAAGUAUAUAUAUACAUAAGUACAUGUAUAAGUAUAUAUAUAUAUAUAUAUAUAUAUAUAUAUAUAUAUAUAUAUAUAUAUGUAUGUGUAAGUCAGCCUAGCCUCGUAGGUGUACAGGUAGAUGUAAAGGUAUGCAUGUAAAUUAUUCCAACCGCGAGAGAUCAACCAGCAAGAUCAGAGAGAGAGAGAGAAAGAAAGAAAGAAAGAGAGAGAGAGAGAGAGAGAGAGAGAGAGAGAGAGAGAGAGAGAGAGAGAGAGAGAUCCUUCAACAACAGUUAUUCAAAAUUGCAAGAUAAUGAAAAAGAAAUGAGAGUGAAAAGUAUAAGGAUAUCGCUUCUGUUUCCUGCGCAUCUACCUCUGAUAGAAGAUGAAACGAAUUGAUUAAUAUUUUUUUAUACACACUUCUCAUAAAGAAUAAACAUACCUAUGUAAUAAGAAGAAGCAACAAAAGAAAGGUGAAAGAAAAUGUAGAGGAAAAAAUCGAGUUGGCUGUAAUUUUGGCAUGUUCAAUUAAAAUUGAUACUUCGAGAGAUUAUUAUAUCACCUAUUUCAUCAUAAUGGGUUGACGAGUGUUGUAAUAAUGGAGUAUAGCACGGAAAGGAAAUGAGGGAAAUUUAUGUAUCGUAAGAACAAUGGUGCAUUUUAUAAAAAAAAAAAAAAAGUUUUCGAAAUGAGGAUAGAACGUUGCCAUUAAAGAAAAUACACGCUUUUAGUUUUGUAUGUGUAUGUGUAUGUAUGUAUGUAUGUAUGUAUAUAUGUAUAUAUAUAUAUAUAUAUAUAUAUAUAUAUAUAUAUAUAUAUAUAUCAAACGCUUUUUCUAUUUAUAUGUUUCGAUACAAAGGUGGAUGAAGAAUUUCCAACAUUUGUAGCACGUUUAUGAUCACGUAUAUAUUAUACUCCUUAAACCUUCGAAUGUAUCGUCGAGUAACAAAAAAUACAGUCGGAUAGGCAUGAUUUUCAAAGGCUGUUUUUUUUUUUUUUUUUGUUUGAAACAACAAGCAUAUGUACAAUGAACUUUAUCAAAUAUGUUUUGUUAUAUUUUGAUUUGUUAUAUGUUGCUUUGUAUUAUUGGAACCAAUCGAAGUAAGACUGCCCGAUAAAAUCGUCUGGAAAUACAUGGUAAACGAAUCAUCAGUGAAGGCUUUUCAAAAUUGCAGGAGAAACAAAUUUUUUUAAUGGAAAGAGAUCAAAGAAAUUUCAUAAAACCUUUUAAAAGUUUCUUCUCCGAAUUGUGUCUAUCAUUUUAAAGAUCGACACAUAUAUUUCUAUGUGGACAUUCUUGAAUUUAUAAAUAUUUCUGCCAUUGCUAUAAUACUGACUCGUUAAGUUAUUAGUUCUCGGUAUAUACCAUUUAAUCUAUGAGCGUGCGUCUUUGAGAAAUGCAAACAAAAAAAAAAAAAAAAGAGAAAAAAAAAUAAUAAGAAACAAAAAAUACGAGAACUAAGAAAACUUUUUUGAGAUAAUCUACAAAGCGAGAUCGUAUCAGUAUAUCUUCUUGAUCUAUCCUUCCACUUCUCAUUGCGUGCCUUUACUAUUAGUGAUCGAGAUACAUACUAUAUCGAGGAAAUUUGAAAUAGAGAAACAGAGAAAAGGAAUAAAAAGAACACAGAGAUAGGCAUGUAGCGUGCGAUAUCAUAAACUGCUCGCACAAAAGCACGCUUGGAAAUAUAUAAAGAGAGAAAAAACGAGAGAGAGAGAGAGAGAGAGAGAGAGAGAAAGAAAGAGAAAGAAAAAAAGCAGAGAAUUAACUCGCGUAAUCAGGAGCAUGUACUUGUUUGUUGUGUGUACGUGCGUGCGUGUAUGUGUGGUGCGUGCGUGUCUAUGUGUGUCAACCUGCGAAGUUGCACGGCAAAUAUCAACUUUAGAUUUAUUUUUUAACAAAAGGCUGACGAAAGAAGAAAAAGAAAAAAAAGAAGAUUACCAUCAUCAUUUGCAAUUUACUUCAUACAUAUAUGCGUUUGUUAGACGUUAACGAUCUCUUGUAAAGCGAUCUAUGUAUGUAGAUGGUGCUGCGUAUUAUUGGGUGCUCCUGUUUCAUAUCUUUUUUUUUUUCUUUCUUUCUUUUAUCUUUAUCUUCUUUUUUUCUUUUUCUUCCAUUUAUUUAUUUAUUUAUUUUUUUUUUUUCGGUUCAUCCUUCUUUUUCGCAGGUCGACACACAAAAGACAAAGAUAACGAUUUACUCCCAUACGCGUGGUAACACUAGCCCGUACAAGAAAAUCAUACGUAAGUAGAGUGUGUGUACUAAUUUAGAAACGCGUCAUAAUUACGGGUCUAACAGCUGACACGUAGCGUGUAGAGCACGGUAAUCCUAUCACAAAAAUAAAAUGCAAUAUCAAAAGGCAGAUAUGUAAGUGGCGAUCAAAAAACAUAAAGAAAGAAAAGAAAGUAAAGAAAAGUCAUAGAGGAGGGAAUGAAAAGAAGAAAAAGAAGAGAGAAAGAGAAAGCGUCGUCGUUAAUCCUUUUUAGACGCAUAAGAACACAUAUCAUUUUCCAUCGCAACUCGCAACUUUCGUUCUUCUCGUCCCAUCGAGAAGGUGAUACAAUUAGUAAAGAGAAAGCACAGAAAGAGAGAGAGAGAGAGAGAGAGAGAGAGAUGAGGGGAGGGAGAAAAAAAAAGAAAUUCGCUCGUGUGUUUCAAAGUUAUAUUUUAAGCGUACGUACAUAUUAAUAAUGGUACAUAGAAACUUUUGAGACGAGGGACGAGUGCUCGACCGUAAAGAUCUACCAGCGUUAAAAUUCUAAUUGAAUUUUAAUUGAAUAUUAAUGAAAAUUAUUAAAAAUUAGAAUUUUACAUUUAUUCAAAACUCUGACUAAUUCUUUUUUGCUUUCUCGUUGGUUCUAUUUUUUUUCUUUCGCUUUUUUCUUUUUCGAAAGAUGUCACUGUUAUAUUAUUAUAUAUACACACACACACACGUAUGUGUGAAUAUACACGUAGUGUAAAUAAUUCUCAGACGUACGUCAUUUCUGCAUUAUUUUUUUUCGGCAACGCGAAAAAGCUUUCAAGCCUGGUGUCAUUAAAACGAAUGAAUUUUUUCGACUGCGACGAUUUCCUACCGUCCGACGCUUUGUCUCUCGAUAUGUUUAGAUUCUAAGAUAUAGUAUUAAUUAUUAUUCUUAUAAUUAUCCAGAUCUGGUUGACUGACUCAACUUUAUGCUUAUUUCUCGCUUUAAGAAAGUAUUACUUCUCCCAUUAUCCGAGGUAAACAUUAAACCGUUCAUAUUGUUUAUAUUACUUGUGUAUAUAUUAAUUUUUACUUAAGUCUGAGUUCUUAUAUCAAAAAGAAAAUAGAAGCAAGUGAAAGAUAAAAAGUGAGAAAAAGGAAUAAGUCAUAUAUUUUUGUUAGUUUAACUAGGUCUGGCGUAUAUUUAAGUAUACUUUACGAUCAGCUUAUCGAUCGUUUCAGUAAAAAAAAAAAAAAAAAAAAAAAAAAACAUUAUCGAUUCCUCGAUCGUUCGUUUCAACGAGAAAUUUAAUAAUAUACGAAUCCGAUAAGUUCAUGAAAAAAAAAAAAUAUGCAAACGAUUUUGUAAAAUCCUCUUAAAUUUUCCUUCUAUUUCUCAUUCCAAUUCUAAUCCUAAACUCGAAUCGUUGGGGAUAUUCGAGGGAUCGACUCGAAAAGAAAUAGCACCAAAAAAAAGAAAAAAAAAACAAAAAAAAAAGAAAAUUGUUCCGAGAUGAUACGCGAGGGAAUUGCUUUUUAAAAAGGGGGAAGAAAGCUUUGACAAAAAGGAGUUUGAUUACACGUACAUACACGCCGAAUAAUUAUGGUUUCUGUGAUGAUUACAUAAAUGUUAUUAGUUCGUGAUUAAAGGGACACGAUAAGAGAAUCUCUGUGCAAAUCAAAAUUCGAAUAAAAAUGGCAAUGAUCAAGAGAUGAUAAAUAUCUUUACGAAGAAACGAGAGAAUUAAAGAAAAGAAAAAGGAAUGAAAGAAAAAGAGAAACGAAACAGAAUGAAAGGAGAGGUCUCGAUGAAAGGAGAAUUCCGAACGAGAAUCAUAUCCAGUGACCUGACGAGAUAGAGGCUUAUUUUUUCUUACUUCCCUCCGAUAUAAAAAAAAAAAAAACAGAAAGAAAAGAAA
Molecule: messenger RNA, 8842 nt
Organism: Vespula vulgaris
Lineage: Eukaryota; Metazoa; Arthropoda; Insecta; Hymenoptera; Vespidae
Gene: mura
Product: E3 ubiquitin-protein ligase RNF38
Exons: 10
Coding region: 1519-3597 (692 amino acids)
Source: RefSeq, a predicted model, not a curated record